AGCUCUGCUAUUUCAUUUAAGAAGAGAAGGGAAACAAGAGUCUUAAAAAGUUGCUAUUACAUAUAACGAAAAACACUCAAACACAAUCCAAAAAAGAGAAGACAUUACACUACACAUGGAUGCCCAACUGCAGCUCGUCUCAACGCUAUUUCUUGUUUGGCCAGAUGAAAGACCACUUGUGUCGAUGCUUGCUUGCCCUAAAAAAUAUGCCGAUUCCGCUCGUUCCAAAUAUUCCAGGUGAAGUACAUAAGCAAACCCGAAACAGUGAGUUGAUCUUCUUUCGAUUUGUUUUGGAGCACAGCAACCCACCACGAAUCGAAGCUCUGAAUAUCUGAGCUGGGCGGCAUGAUCAGAUUAUUGGUCCAUGACCUGACUAACUCCCACACUUCCAAAGCAAUGGGCACUUGAGGCAAAGGUGAAUCGCAGUCUCCGGCUCUUGAUCGCAAAGGAUAUCUGUACAACUAGAUUCGCGUCCCAAACAUAUUUAGAUACAAACUGGUUUUGUAGCAGAUUGUGAUGAUAUAGCAUCGUGAGAAUAACUGACAGUCAAAAUACGCCCGUAAAAGACUUCUCCAAACGAUUGUCUUUACAAGUAACUAACUAAAGGUGAUGGUAUGCAAAGACUUGUAAACCAGCACAUGGAUAUGGGUUAGGUGCCGGAUCGACCGUGUAGGCUACUUAAUUAAUAACCUUUCAAUUAUCUUGCCAACGACUGAUAUGGGUUAGUCACUUCAAUUCUACAUUAGUGACUGUAGCCAAAUACGUACUUGUAGGCUACUUAAUUAAUAACCUUUCAAUUAUCUUGCCAACGACUGAAACCAGCCCUGCAGUGUCAUGCUGGUCCCCUGCAAAUGUUACAAUGGGAUCGACCGUGUUUAGAGAUGGCCAAACGGGCCACCUGGCUCGGCACGGGUCCGGUGAAGCCCGGUCCGUUUUGGGUUGGGUCUGACCCGUCAAACACGUUAGAAAACCGGACCGGGCCAUCUAAGCCUGCGGGCUUGUUUCCCUGUCCGAGCCCGCUCACAGCGGGCCUAAACGACCCGGUAAGCACGGAAAAAGCGGACCAAAAAAGUGGGCUAAACGGACCGGUAAGCACGGUUUAGUGCAAAAAACGGGUUUGACGGGUUUAGAGGUAAACGGGUCGUGCCGGGCUAGCCCACCGUGCAUAAUUUCUUGUCCAGGCCCGGCCCGCUUAUUCGUGCCGGCCCGGACCCGUAUAAAAGCGGGUCAGACCGGGCCAAAAAAAGUGCUUCGGGCUAGAGGCUUUCGUGCUACGUGCUUUCUGUACAUCUAUAACCGUGUUAGGAUGUGUUGUGAUAAAGUUGAAACCGAACGGGUGGGGGUGUGAUGCUGAGCUCAUAGAGGAUCUUGAGUUGUGAGGCCUCAAACCCAUGUUUACUGAACUAAGGACGGUGCCAGAAUAGUUCUACUAUAAAAGGAACCGAGCUAGUAUAAAGUGAGAUGACUCAUGCAUAUUUAGAACUUGUUCGGUUGCGUGUAGAUCAAAGAAUUAUCCUCUUUAAUCCCUUUAAUCUAGAUGCAACCGAACAAGAUGAGAGGUAUGCAUGUUUCCUGUCUCAUCCCAAACACAUUGGGUUGAAUCCUGAAUGAACCGCAUGAUUGCAGCUCUCCCGGCAGCUCGCCGCAGCAUCAUCAGGAAAGCGGCCGUUAGGAGAAACGCAGACGCCUACGCUACGACGAGCAUGAUUCACAUGAUCACACCUUAACUUCUCAAGGGCAAAAGGCCUAUAUGAGCAUGAUGCUCCCUGUCCCCCUUUUCUAUACAUUUCCUUAUAGCUCAUGGCUUUGCAGUCCGCGCCGCCAUCAUCAGACCUCCGUUCCAUCUGUGACUGUGAUCCAUGGCCGUGGCUAGGCUAGCCGUAGCAUUUUUGCCAGCGAGAGCCUUUUGAAUUGAGCUAUAGCUGCGGCCCAUGGGCGUGGGCAUCAGAUUUGGGACUGGCUUUCUGCACGCACUCCCACACCACACACACACCGGCCACUGUCUAAAAGGCACUAGUGCUACAAAUAAGCUGCACUGUCCUCUGCCCUGACGCCCACGUAAACAUAUUUGGCGUGCAUCCCUUCGCAGUGUUUGCUUGCUGUGCUGACUUCAUUGGAGAGAGAGACAGUGAAGAGUAGAGGAGAGAGAGAGAGAGAGAGAGAGAGAGAGAGAGAGAGAGAGAGAGAGAGAGAGAGAGAGAAAAUGGGCGUGGCGACGGUGACAGAGCUGAAGCAGAGCAUCUCCGGGAAGAGGACAUUCCGGCCGAGCCUCAUCAGCCGCCACGCCAAUGAGUGGCCUCCGACCGACGUCUCCAGCGACCUCACCGUCGAGGUCGGCACCUCCAGCUUCGCACUCCACAAGCUGUUCGCGCAGUUCCCGCUGGUCUCCCGGAGCGGCAAGAUCCGGCGCCUCGUCGCGGAGGCCAAGGACGCCAAGCUGGCGCGGCUCAGCCUGCACGGCACCCCGGGGGGCGCGCCGGCGUUCGAGCUCGCCGCCAAGUUCUGCUACGGCGUCCACGUGGACGUCACGGUCGCCAACGUCGCCAUGCUGCGCUGCGCCGCGCACUACCUGCAGAUCACCGACGACUUCUCCGACAAGAGCCUGGAGCUCCGCGCCGAGGCCUUCCUCCGCGACGCGGUGCUCCCCAGCAUCGCCAGCUCCGUCGCCGUGCUCCGCAGCUGCGAGGCGCUGCUCCCGGCCGCCGAGGACGUCGGCCUCGUGCCCCGCCUCAUCGCCGCCGUCGCCACCAACGUGUGCAAGGAGCAGCUCACCUCGGGGCUGUCCAAGCUGGACCAGUGCGCGCAGCUCAAGCCCGCGGCGGCGUUCGCCGACCUCGACCCGCCGGCCGACUGGUGGGGCAAGUCCGUGGCCGCGCUCGGCCUCGACUUCUUCCAGCGGCUGCUCUCCGCGGUCAAGGCCAAGGGGCUCAAGCAGGAGACGGUCACCAGGAUCCUCAUCAACUACGCGCAGAACGCGCUGCACGGGCUCAUGGCCAGGGACGUGCACAGAUGCGGCGGCGCGGACGCCGACGCCGUCAAGAAGCAGCGCGCCGUCGUGGAGGCCAUCGUGGGCCUUCUCCCGGCGCAGUCCAGGAAGAGCCCCGUGCCCAUGGCCUUCCUCUCGGGGCUCCUCAAGACGUCGAUGGCGGUGUCCGCGUCCAGCAUCUGCAGGGCCGACCUGGAGAAGCGGAUCGGCAUGCAGAUGGACCAGGCCAUCCUGGAGGACAUCCUCAUCGCCGCGGGCGCCGCCGUGGGCGCGCCGGCCGGUCAGCAGCACGCGCUGUACGACACGGACGUGGUGGCGCGCAUCUUCUCGGUGUUCCUCAACCUCGACGACGACCAUAACGAGGAGGACGACGGGUUCGACUACGACAGCCCGCGCUCGCCGAAGCAGAGCCUCCUGGUGAAGGCCGCCAAGCUGCUGGACAGCUACCUCGCGGAGGUGGCGCUCGACUCUAACAUCCUCCCGUCCAAGUUCAUCUCCCUCGCCGAGCUGCUCCCGGACCACGCUCGCGUCGUCACCGAUGGCCUCUACCGCGCCGUCGACAUCUUCCUCAAGGUGCACCCCAACAUCAAGGAGGCGGAGCGGUACCGGCUGUGCAAGGCGAUCGACUGCCAGCGGCUGACGCCGGACGCGUGCAGCCACGCGGCGCAGAACGAGCGGCUCCCGGUGCAGAUGGCGGUGCAGGUGCUCUACUUCGAGCAGCUGCGGCUGCGGAGCGCGAUCCAGGCCGGGGGUGGCAGCAGCAUGGGCGGGCACGACGGGGCGGUCUUCUUCGGGUGCGCCGCGGCCGCCGCGUCGGUGCAGGGCAGCGUGAACAUGCGCUCCGGCAGCGGCGUGGGCAGCGGCGCCAUGUCGCCGCGGGACAACUACGCGUCGGUGCGGCGGGAGAACCGGGAGCUGAAGCUGGAGGUGGCGCGGAUGCGGAUGCGGCUCACGGACCUGGAGAAGGACCACGUGAGCAUGAAGCGGGAGCUGGUGCGCGUCGGCCCCGCCAACCGCCUGCUCCGGGGCUUGGCGCGCAGCCUCGGCAGGCUCUUCCGCAUGCGCCCCGCCGCCGAGCCGGGGCUGCAGCAGCUCGGGGCCAAGGCUACCGCCGACGCCAAGGUGCUCUUCCAGCGCCGCCGCCGCCACUCCAUCUCAUGAUCUCGGUUCCUCGAAUCGGAGAGGCGACCGGCGGGCACGCUGCCGAUCGAGCGUGCUCGCGAGGAUGAGUGGCCACGCUACUGUACGUGCGUACAGCAAAGUUUCGCGUGUGCAAUUGUGCAUAGCAUACAAGAAAGGAAGACAUGGUUUGAGUGAGUGCACACUGCAGGUUUAUUUCUUCCCGGAUUUCGUGCGGUGCGGGCAUCGCGUGGUCUUCUGCUCAUGAAAGUCAUGGCGUUCGACACAGCAUGCGAUGCGAUUCAUGUAUAUGGAUGGAUGGACUAUGGAAAGGUUUCGAGGGGUGUAUGUAUCUUUGGGACCAGUGGACACAUGGUUCCUCCUGUUUUCUCUGUAGUUUCCGGCCAAAUUCCGUUCAGCCGAGCGAUUUCUAUUUCUUGUUUAGGCGAAAUUGUUCAGCAAAGUAAGAAGGUUAUUUUAAUUC
This is a messenger RNA of Zea mays, 4589 nucleotides long. Its product is annotated as putative phototropic-responsive NPH3 family protein. The transcript is spliced from 4 exons. The record is from RefSeq and is a predicted model, not a curated record. NCBI's taxonomy places the organism in Eukaryota, Viridiplantae, Streptophyta, Magnoliopsida, Poales, Poaceae. Bases 2204 to 4147 code for a protein of 647 amino acids.